AUGAACCUGUACACAUUCGAAAUGGGAAUGACCUGCGAUGGAUGCGCUAAUGCUGCACGUCGUGUUCUUACGAAACUUGGCGACAAAGUCACAAUCGAUAAAAUCGAUGUGGCAACUAAGCAAGUGGUAGUUACUACCGACCUCCCAGCCAAUGAUAUACUGGAGACACUAAAGAAGACCGGAAAGGAAAUCAAGCAGUUGUAG
Messenger RNA from Cylicostephanus goldi, 204 nucleotides. The record is from the annotation of a GenBank genome assembly. NCBI's taxonomy places the organism in Eukaryota, Metazoa, Nematoda, Chromadorea, Rhabditida, Strongylidae.